AUGUCCACAACAGAGACCGCUACGCCUAUUGGCAUUGCCAACCUUCCUAACCAGCGGCACAAGAUUGUCGCGAAGCGGGGUGCAGCCUUUACUAUUAUGGUUGCUGGAGAGUCGGGAUUGGGAAAGACGACCUUCAUCAACACCCUUUUCUCUACCACCAUCAAGAACUAUGCCGAUCACAAGCGCCGCCACCAGAAGCAGGUCGACCGCACCGUGGAGAUCGAGAUUACCAAGGCCGAGCUCGAGGAGAAGUUCUUCAAGGUCCGCCUCACCGUUAUUGAUACCCCCGGAUUCGGAGACUACGUGAACAACCGCGAUUCGUGGCAGCCCAUUAUCGAGUUCCUGGAUGACCAGCACGAGUCGUACAUGCUCCAGGAGCAGCAGCCCCGCCGAACCGACAAGAUUGACAUGCGUGUCCACGCCUGUUUGUACUUCAUCCGCCCCACCGGUCACACCCUGAAGCCUCUGGAUAUUGAGGUUAUGAAACGCCUGAGCUCCCGCGUCAACUUGAUCCCCGUUGUUGCCAAGGCUGAUACCCUGAGCCAUGGUGAUCUGGCCCGUUACAAGGAGAGAAUUCGCGCUGUCAUUGAGGCCCAAGGCAUCAAGAUCUACUCCCCUCCCGUCGAAGAGGAUGACGAGCACGCCGCCUCCCACGCCCGCAGCCUCAUGGCUGCCAUGCCUUUCGCCGUUAUCGGUUCUGAGAAGGACGUGAAGGCCAACGAUGGCCGUGUUGUCAAGGGUCGUCAAUACGCCUGGGGUGUUGCCGAGGUUGAGAACGAGGACCACUGUGACUUCAAGAAGCUCCGCUCAAUUCUGAUCCGCACCCACAUGCUCGACCUUAUCCACACCACGGAAGAAUCGCACUACGAGGCCUACCGUGCCCAGCAGAUGGAGACCCGCAAGUUCGGCGAGGCGCGACCACGCAAGCUCGACAACCCCAAGUUCAAGGAGGAAGAGGAGACCCUGCGCAAGCGCUUCACUGAGCAGGUCAAGGUCGAGGAGCAGCGUUUCCGCCAGUGGGAGCAGAAGCUCAUCUCCGAGCGCGAUCGCCUCAACAAGGACCUCGAGGCCACCCAUGCUGCGAUCAAAUCUCUCGAGCAGGAGAUCGAGGGUCUGCAGGGAUCCAGCACCCGCAGCCAUGGACGUCGCCCGGUAAACGCAGUAACAUUCUCCAGCUACCCAGGCACCUACAUCCUCACAGGGUCCUCCGACCGAACCGUCCACCUAACGCGCGCAAUACCAAACACAAAAACAAACGAACCAAUCGAAACAACAUCCCCAAUCCAGAAAUACGAAGCACACGGCUACUCUGUGCUAGACAUCGCCGUCGCAGCCGAUAAUGCCCGCUUCGCCAGCGUAGGCGGUGACCGCCAGGUCUUCCUCUGGGAUGUUGAGCAGGGGAUAACGACGAGACGGUGGUCUGGUCAUAAUAGUCGCAUUGAGGCGGUGCAGUUUGCGGGGGAGGGGGAUGGGGUUGUCGUUACUGGCAGCGCCGAUACAACCAUAAAUCUCUGGGAUGCACGCGCCAACAGCCACAAACCCAUCCAAACACUCACGGAAGCGACUGACACAGUCUCAAGUCUGCAUGUACACAUGGGUUCAUAUUCAAUCGCGAGCGGGAGUUAUGAUGGCCACGCGCGGAUCUAUGACGUGCGCGCGGGCAAGACGUGUGUUGAUGUUCUUGCGCAUCCUGUUACUAGUGUGCGGUGCUCCGCCGAUGGCAAUGCUUUGCUUAUUUCUACGCUUGAUGGGUAUAUUCGGAUGAUGGAUCGUGUUGAUGGGGGGUUAUUGAAGGCAUUCGGAGAUGGGAACAAGGAGGAGAAGGGUGAGAAGGGGCAUAAAUAUCGGAAUACAGAGUUGAGGGUCAGGUCUGUGUUUGCACAGGGUGAUGCUGUUGUGUUGAGUGGGGGUGAAGCUGGUGGGAGUGGUGAUGGGGCGGCGGCCUUCGCGUGGGAUGUCGUUAGUGGAGAGAUGAUUGCUGCUGUGCCUAUGGGAGAGAAGGUUAAGGCUGUUAGUUGUGUAGCGUGGAAUGAGAAGGGUGGGAAUUGGGCUGCUGGGUGUUCCGAUGGUAUGAUCUUCGUCUGCGCGUCGUUCCAGGGUUGUGUUCUGUUGCUGACUUCGUUAUAG
Messenger RNA from Penicillium antarcticum, 2127 nucleotides. It is a transcript of the gene aspC, whose product is annotated as septin CDC12. Gene Ontology annotation, molecular function: GTP binding; molecular adaptor activity; GTPase activity. Gene Ontology annotation, biological process: cytoskeleton-dependent cytokinesis. Gene Ontology annotation, cellular component: cytosol; cell division site; septin complex. The transcript is spliced from 9 exons. The record is from RefSeq and is a predicted model, not a curated record. NCBI's taxonomy places the organism in Eukaryota, Fungi, Ascomycota, Eurotiomycetes, Eurotiales, Aspergillaceae. Bases 1 to 2127 code for a protein of 708 amino acids.